UAAUAACUAUUGAAAAAUAAUAAAAAAAAAAAAAAAAAAACGCGACUGCUGUUUUAGACAGAAGGUACGUUAUUUUAUUUUUUCUAAAUAAAAGAGUGUAUAUCAUUGUCAUCGUGGUGAUCGGUUGAUAAACCGAGUCAGCUUCUCGAUACGAAGAAUACAAUACCAUCAUAAAUAUAAAAUAAAAAUAGUUAUCUAUAGAACUUGUUAUUCCAAUAACUGCGGGGCGAUUGUUUGUAUAUCAGUAAUUAAAAAUAUAAAAUAUCUAGUGUAUAGGUGUUUUUGUAUAUACGACUGACUCUUUUUUACAAUUAUUGAUAUUGGUGCGUGAUAUAAAUAUUGAGGAAGAGCAAAGGACAGCCAAAUAAAAAAUAUAAAUCUUUAAAUUUGUAUUUAAAUAUAAAGACUCGUUUGCAUUGUUUCGUAUUUUGCAACAAAGUUACAAGUUUCAGAGUUGUAUAUUAAGCUGACAGAUUUAUAAUUAUUAUAAUUGCUACUAUAAGAAGAAACAUGGUGGAAAAAAUAUUGGAAGAGCGUGAGGAUGGUCAUCAAGACGCCGGAAGAGUGGAUGGAAAUCGCAGAGACGUAACUUCAACUGGAGAACCACUCAGCUCAGUCCACGCAAGACAAGAGGAAGCCCGACGUAGACGACGUAGGAAGCAUCGUUCGGGCUCAUCUCUCGUCUCGUCAUGCUUCCAAGAGCUGUACAAACUGACGGGCGAAGUACUGGGCGAGGGAGCGUACGCUUCAGUGCAAACUUGCACAUCCCUCUACACAGAUCUGGAGUACGCGGUUAAGAUUAUUGACAAGAUUCCCGGGCAUGCUCGCACCAGGGUCUUCAAGGAGGUCGAGACUUUCCAUCAUUGCCAGGGUCAUCCGAAUAUAAUCCAGCUGAUCGAGUUCUUUGAAGACGACGAGCGGUUCUAUCUCGUCUUCGAGAAGAUCAACGGUGGGCAAUUGCUGAGGAGGAUUCAAGAACGCGUUCAUUUUAGCGAGAGAGAGGCCAGUCAGAUUGUCAAAGAAAUUGCUGGAGCACUUCAUUUUCUUCACAAAAAAGGUAUCGCACACAGAGACUUGAAGCCAGAAAACAUCCUUUGCGUCUACCCAGACAAAUUGACGCCAAUAAAAGUUUGUGACUUUGAUCUUGGAUCUGGUAUUAAAUUCAACAACUCGCAAAGUCCUCUGGCGACACCGCAACUACUAACACCAGUUGGCAGCGCAGAGUUUAUGGCACCAGAAGUUGUCGAGGCUUUUAUCGGAGAGUCAAAUUACUAUGACAAACGUUGUGAUUUGUGGAGUCUUGGCGUGAUAAUGUACAUUUUAUUGUGCGGUUAUCCGCCGUUUUACGGCAACUGCGGCACCGACUGCGGCUGGGAGAAAGGGGAAAAUUGCCAGGCGUGUCAAGAAUUGUUGUUCACCAGCAUUCAGCAGGGGAUUUACGAUUUUCCAGCCAGAGAAUGGAAAGACAUUUCCGAGGACGCCAAGGAUCUUAUUCGCGGGCUGCUUGUCAAAGACGCCCACCAGAGAUUGAGCGCCGAGUGCGUUCUCAAUCAUCAAUGGAUCAAUCCUGGGCCUACUAUCACUGUUGCUGGCAACAGGCCACUCAUUACACCUGAAAUAAUAAGAAGGAACAAUUCCGCCCGUGAACUUUCAGCGUUCGCUGAGUCAGCAAUGGCCGUGAAUCGCGUAGUGCAUCAGCACUUUUCAAUAAACCACCUGGAAGAUCUGGCGGAGACUCGCGAACCCAGGCUGUCGACAUCCUCGAUGGACGAUGACAAUCAUCCUUACGGCCAUAUGUCUGAUACCAGCAGCGAAGGCUCGGAGCCCAGCAAGCACUGUGUUGCUCACUCUUCCAUUGAAUUUGAUUCUAAUUCACGCCGCAAGUCAUGCUCCAUGCACUCAACCAUCGAGCACAGUGAUUGCAAAUUCAUCGGCGAUAGUCGUCUCAACGGUAAAGACGCGCUGGCUCAUCUCUACGGUCUAUCACCGCCGAGUGAGAGUAAACUGAUGCAGCGUCGGAUAAAAGCACGCUCUAAUCUUCUCGAACGACGUAACCCGGCAUUCGUCGCAUCCCCAAGUGGCUGAAAGAGUAUCCAUUAUACUCAUCGUACAAAAAUCUCCUUGCUCGCCGUAAACUAGAUUUCUAAUUUUUUUUUUUUUUUAUUUUAUUAAUAUCAUCAUUGACAGUAAUAUUACAUUUUUUUUUUUUUUUUUUUAAUAAACAUGCCAUAGUUUGUCAGUCAAUGGCGAUUUUUUAUUUUCAGUUAUAUUGGCAA
Molecule: messenger RNA, 2276 nt
Organism: Cotesia glomerata
Lineage: Eukaryota; Metazoa; Arthropoda; Insecta; Hymenoptera; Braconidae
Product: MAP kinase-interacting serine/threonine-protein kinase 1-like
Exons: 5
Coding region: 511-2085 (524 amino acids)
Biological process (GO): protein autophosphorylation; intracellular signal transduction; peptidyl-serine phosphorylation
Cellular component (GO): nucleus; cytoplasm
Molecular function (GO): calcium-dependent protein serine/threonine kinase activity; ATP binding; calcium/calmodulin-dependent protein kinase activity
Source: RefSeq, a predicted model, not a curated record